Messenger RNA from Chenopodium quinoa (quinoa), 1536 nucleotides. RefSeq lists its product as uncharacterized. Gene Ontology annotation, biological process: DNA integration. The transcript has 3 exons. Bases 1 to 1536 code for a protein of 511 amino acids. Lineage: Eukaryota; Viridiplantae; Streptophyta; Magnoliopsida; Caryophyllales; Amaranthaceae. The record is from RefSeq and is a predicted model, not a curated record. Gene Ontology annotation, molecular function: nucleic acid binding.
AUGCCGUUUGGUCUUUGCAAUGCUCCCGCAACUUUCCAAAGAUGUAUGAUGAGCAUUUUUGGAGAUAUGUUGGAGGAAGAAAUGGAGAUUUUUAUGGAUGAUUUUUCCAUAGGGGGGGUUUCGUUUGAGGAUUGCCUUGAGAAUCUUGGAAAAUUCUUAGCAAGGUGUGAGAAAGUGAACUUAGUGUUGAAUUGGGAAAAAUGCCACUUCAUGGUGGAGGAAGGAAUAGUGCUUAGACACAAAAUCUCUCAUAAAGGAAUAGAAGUGGAUAAGGCCAAGAUCGAGGUUAUUGAAAAGCUUCCUCCCCAGACUAUUGUGUUCACCGAUCAUGCGACUUUGAAAUAUCUCUUUGGGAAAAAGGAAUCUAAGACAAGGUUAAUUCGUUGGGUUCUUGAACUUCAAUAUUUUGAUCUUGAGAUUCGAGAUAAGAAAGGAGCGGAAAAUGUGGUGGCGGACCAUUUAUCUAGACUUAAUGAUUUUCAAGUCCAAGAUGAUGGGUCCCAUAUUGAAGAUAGAAUGUUGGACUUCUUGUAUUCGAUAAAUGUGAAGGAACUCCCAUGGUUUUCCAAUUUGGUUAAUUACCUUGCUUGUGGGGAGUUUUCUCCUUCUUUUUCCAAGAAUCGUAGAAAGAAGCUUAAGAGAGAAGCUAGGCACUAUGUUUGGGAUGAGCCAAUUUUGUAUAAGAGAGGUGGUGAUGGUUUGUUACGUCGAUGUGUGCCAAAUGAGAAAAUACCAAAUGUGUUGAAGAUGUGCCACUCGGAUCCUAGUGGUGGACAUAUAGGUGUUUCUAGAACGGCUUCUAAGGUUUGGCAUUCCCAAGGCGGUUAUAAGCGACAACGGGUCUCAUUUGUUCAUAGCGCUUUCCGGAAGAUGUUGAAGAAACAUGGGGUAAACCAACGUUUUGGGCUCCCUUACCAUCCUCAAACUAACGGGCAAGUUGAGGUGUCCAAUCGUCAAAUUAAGUUGAUACUUGAGAAGACGGUUGCAAGAAAUAGGAAGGAUUGGUCGAAUAAGCUUGAUGAUGCCUUGUGGGCAUAUAGAACGACCUUUAAAAUUCCUAUUGGUACCACUCCUUACCGCUUGGUUUAUGGUAAAUCUUGCCAUCUCCCGGUUGAGCUUGAGCAUCGUACUCAUUGGGCUAUAAAGAAGAUCAAUUUUGAUUUGGCAAGUGCGGGUGAGCAACGUUGGUUAGAUCUCCAUGAGUUGGAAGAGCUUCUUUUGGAUGCUUAUGAUUGUGCUAGUUUAUAUAAAGCAAGAGCCAAAGAGGUGCGUGAUAAGCUCAUUGAGAAGAAGGAGUUCAAUCCCGGAGAUAAGGUGCUCCUUUACAAUUCAAGAAUGAGACUUUUUCCCAGAAAGUUGAUGUCCCGUUGGACCGGUCCAUUUGUUGUUCAAGAGGUCUUCCCAAAUGGUGGUAUUGAAAUUUCUCCGUUGGACCUCUCAAGGACUUUCAAGGUCAACGCUCAUAGGCUUAAGCGUUACUAUGAGGGAGUUUUUGUCGGGGUCAUUCAUGAUAUGACUCUCCAUGAUCCACCUUGA